GUCCGUUGCUGCGCGCUGCCUCUGAGGCUCCCUGACGCCGGUACCGGCGGCAGCUCAGCCUGAGGGUGGGGCUUUCCCACUUUUCAGGGUACCCUUAGCGCUGUGUCAGCAUGCUGCGCCUAGUACGGGGCUUCCUGUUGCCCACCGUGGCUGGCCAGGAGGAGGAACCCGACCGCCUUUUUGAAGAGCUCUUCCACAAACUGAACCAUCACGGGGACGGGAUGGUGGACAUCACAGAACUGCAAAAAGAACUGGAAGCUAUGGGCAUCCCUGUGGGCCAGGACGAGGAGAUAUUAAAAUCUGUUGAUAUUAACACAUGCAAUCUGCUGAACCUUGGCACAUUUAUGCAGUACCUUAAAGAUAAUGAGAAGACAAUGAAGACGAACUUUAAGAGUUUGGAUGCAAAUAAUGAUAGUUUGUUCUUAUACAGUGAGCAAACAUGUGUAGCCAAGAAUUAACUACAGUUUAGUAAAGGUUUAUUCCUUGAUAUUUGGAUUCUGUGAAAGGUUAUUAAAAACUCAUUUAUUUAAUUCAUCA
Neofelis nebulosa (Clouded leopard) is the source of this 537-nucleotide messenger RNA. RefSeq names its product mitochondrial adenyl nucleotide antiporter SLC25A24-like. Gene Ontology annotation, molecular function: calcium ion binding. The record is from RefSeq and is a predicted model, not a curated record. Bases 111 to 458 code for a protein of 115 amino acids. The transcript is spliced from 2 exons. NCBI's taxonomy places the organism in Eukaryota, Metazoa, Chordata, Mammalia, Carnivora, Felidae.